GGUUGCAGGUGCUAUUCUUCAAUUGAACCAGUCUCGAAUUCUUUUUCCUCCAACCCUCUGUUUACCUGUUGGCCACUCUUAAAACCUGGCACAGUGGAGCCUGCGUUUCGCAGCUCCAGAGUGACUGGGACAAUGUGACUGGGCAUGCUCCUUAGGUAGGGCUGAUUUGGGACACACUGCGUCUUGAAUGAAGGCUUUCAACGCUGCUUGUUUCAGGAGUCGACGCAUCUUCAUUGUGGGGUUAUAUUGAGACAUUGCAAUCCCUCCCACGCUCUUGGCCGCCACGCUUGUUAAUUUUAUCCCCGUGCCCAAUUUUGUAGCCAGCCUUCCUGGAUCUCGCGGCCAAUCAAGAGCCUACACAUUGUUGCCUAAGAGACCCCGGAUGCCAGCAACAGGAUUUAUAGACGGUGAUUGGGCUGCUGGAAGCUGGGAGGGGUGAGGGGCUGGGGGGAGUCAGAGAAAAAGCUGACCUAAUGCAACUGUGGCAACGUCAGCGCUUGAGGCUUGAAGCGGGAGACAAGCUAAAAGAGGAUAUCCAGUUGUUUCAUGAUGGCAUUUGCACCUCCAAAAAACACAGAUGGUCCCAAAAUGCAGACAAAGAUGAGCACUUGGACACCCUUAAACCAUCAGCUCUUGAAUGACCGGGUAUUUGAAGAAAGAAGAGCCCUGCUUGGAAAAUGGUUUGACAAGUGGACAGACUCUCAAAGAAGAAGAAUCCUAACGGGCCUGUUGGAGCGUUGCUCGCUGUCCCAGCAAAAGUUCUGCUGUCGAAAGCUUCAGGAGAAAAUUCCAGCAGAAGCCCUGGACUUUACUACCAAGCUUCCAAGGGUGUUAUCUUUAUACAUCUUUUCUUUCCUGGACCCCCGGAGCCUUUGUCGUUGUGCACAGGUGUGCUGGCACUGGAAGAACCUAGCUGAGCUGGACCAGCUCUGGAUGCUGAAAUGUUUACGGUUCAACUGGUGCAUCAAUUUCUCCCCAACUCCCUUUGAGCAGGGGAUCUGGAAGAAGCACUAUAUUCAAAUGGUGAAAGAACUUCACGUUACCAAGCCUAAGGUGAAUUUUAGACAAAAAGCCGCAAGCUUACAAAAAUCGGCUCUUUUUUCCUACUGCUUUCCAAUUUACAGAAGAAGAAAGAGAAACGAAAUGACCCCAGAUUUCAGCCGACAGUCACAUGAUAAGAAAAAUAAAUUGCAGGACAGAACUAGGCUAAGAAAAGCACAAUCAAUGAUGUCCCUAAGUUCCAGCUCUCCCCUAAAAGUUCCAGCUCAUCUCGCCUGGCCUCCCCCUGAGUCAGUGGGACUCCCAGGCACUGCCACCGCAGCCGAAAUUCUCAUGCAGCAUCUUCAGAGGCACCCUGGGGCCCAAGCAUGACUCAUCCAGGUUCCAGAGCCAAAGCACCCUGAACAUGGAAGGACCUUUAUUAUAGAAACAACAAGAUGCUUUGCACGGUGGAGAGCUGAAUUGACUUGGCUCCUCUUGGAAAGUCUUUCCGCUUAAGUACUUUUUGUGGUAGUGAGUCCUGCAGUAUUUCAGUAAAGAGGAAUUCAUGGGAUAAAUGCAGACAGAU
Molecule: messenger RNA, 1567 nt
Organism: Cebus imitator (Panamanian white-faced capuchin)
Lineage: Eukaryota; Metazoa; Chordata; Mammalia; Primates; Cebidae
Gene: FBXO16
Product: F-box protein 16
Exons: 7
Coding region: 547-1371 (274 amino acids)
Molecular function (GO): protein binding
Source: RefSeq, a predicted model, not a curated record